This is a messenger RNA of Camellia sinensis, 1053 nucleotides long. NCBI's taxonomy places the organism in Eukaryota, Viridiplantae, Streptophyta, Magnoliopsida, Ericales, Theaceae. The record is from RefSeq and is a predicted model, not a curated record.
AUGAUAUUAUUUAUUAACUUUCCGAAUGUAGAGACUGUCACCACAUCAUCACCGGUCACCGUCACCAUGACAACAGAAAUGAAGGUUGAGGUAAUUGCGAGAGAAACCAUAAUGCCAUCUUCUCCAACUCCCACUCACCUCCAAAGCUUUAAGCUCUCUUUGUAUUUUCCUAACAAAUUCAUACUUUUUUAUGCUGCUGAGGCCAAGGUUGAUCCUGCUUUAUCAAAGUACAAGUCUGAAUCUGAAUCAGAAUCUGAAUACGAUAGUACUAGUGAUGAAAGAUCGCAACGCUUGAAGAAAUCUUUGUCACUAGUCCUAACUCGAUUCUACCCACUUGCCGGAAGAAUCAAAGAUCAUUUAACAGUCGACUGCAACGAUGCGGGUGCCGAAUACGUAGAAGCUCGAGCCAACUGUACCUUAUCAGAUCUUCUUCAACAAUCCGAUCCCAAAACGCUGAGCCAUUUCUGUGCUGUCCCACAGCUUCCAUCAUCUACUACUAAUAGUACACCUUUCUUAGUUGUCCACGCCACGUUCCUCAAGUGUGGUGGAAUGGCACUAGGGAUAUCCAUCUUCCACAAGAUCACUGACGCUGCCACAUUCAGCUCAUUCAUCAAGGCUUGGGCUGAUACCGCCCUCCUCGGACCCCCGGUGUUGGUCCCUGAUUUCACAGCAGUAAGCUUUCACUUUCCACCCAUGACCACUGAGGAAGAAAUCUCAACGAAGCCCAUCAACUUCAACAAGCUGAGAUUCGAUGGUAUUCCAAGAAGGUAUGUGUUUGUGUCCUCCAAGAUUUCAUCCCUCAAGACCAAAGCAACCAGCGCUAGUGUCUCAAACCCAACUCGUGUCGAGGCCGUCUCUUCUCUCAUUUGGAAAUGCAUGAUGGCCACCUCCUGUUUAAAAUCAAGCCCUCCUCCAUCCCCAUCAGCGUUUGCACUAAAUUGGGCUAUCAACAUUCGUGCUAGGAUCGACCCACCAUUACCAGAACAUUCUUUUGGAAACAUGUCAGUGGUACUGAGGAUAGGUCAUAAGGAACAACCCAACACAAUGCAUUAA